UGACUGUAGAUAAUUUUUUACCCUUUACAGCUAAAUGAUGGAAGUGAAUCAGCCUGGCAAGCUUUUCAUUGGUGGGCUAAGCAGAGAAGCCAAUGAAAAGACGCUUAAAGCAGUAUUUGGGAAACAUGGUCCCUUGUCGGAAGUUAUUUGGAAGAAAGAUCGAAAAAACAAGUGUAGAGGCUUUGCAUUUAUUACUUUUGAGAACCCUGCAGAUGCUAAGAAUGCUGCCAAAGAUAUGAAUGGAAAGUUUUUAUAUGGAAAAGCAAUAAAAGUAGAACAAGCCAACAAACCAUCCUUUGAAAGUGGUGGUACGUGGAGGAUAUCACCUCCUUCAAGACACAGAAGCCCUUUGGGAAGUCUGAAAUCUAUAAGAAGUAGUAGUGGAGGAACAAGAGGGCGGCAUCAUUCACGUGGAGGACACUUGGGUGAUGGCAGAUACACUCUUGAUCUCCACAUGAGUUCUUCUAGGGGAACGUUUGGAGUUAAAAGAGAUCCAUCUUCAAGAAUUGGAAGUCCUCCUCCUAAAAAAUCUGCUCCUUCGACUGUGGCAAGAAGCAAUGGUGGGAUGGGAGGCCAAGGUCCCAUGUCACGUGGAAGAGAGAGCUACGCAGGUCCUUUACGCAGACAGCCAUUCUCCUGGAGAAACGACAGUAUGUCACCAAGAGAUGAUGCUUAUGCAACUAAGGAUAGAAAUCAUCCAAGUUUUCGAGACACCAGGUGUUAUGCUCCACCACGUAAAGACUAUGCACGGUGUGAUUAUGGUCGUUCUCGCCGUGAUGAACAUUCCUCUAGAGGAUACAGUGAAUAUGAUGGCCGUCGUAGAGAUGAUUCGGGACAUCCAAGUAGAUGUUCUUACAGAGAUGCAUAUCAGAGUUAUUGUAAGAGUCCAGAUCAGCAAUAUGCAGUACCAUCUUUCUGGCCUGCCAAAGCAAGAGAGAUGUUUCAUGUGUUUGCUGUGGAUCAACGGCUUGCAACUGUCAGGAUGCUGGUUAAGGUGUGGGACAUCCAAGCACCCAAUUCCAAAGUGCACACUGCCAGUGCCGCCUGGCACAAGCUUUGA
This is a messenger RNA of Piliocolobus tephrosceles (Ugandan red Colobus), 1060 nucleotides long. RefSeq names its product RNA-binding motif protein, Y chromosome, family 1 member F/J-like. NCBI's taxonomy places the organism in Eukaryota, Metazoa, Chordata, Mammalia, Primates, Cercopithecidae. The coding region runs from base 35 to 1060 and encodes 341 amino acids. The record is from RefSeq and is a predicted model, not a curated record. The transcript is spliced from 8 exons. Gene Ontology annotation, molecular function: RNA binding.